This is a messenger RNA of Fusarium venenatum, 204 nucleotides long. The record is from RefSeq and is a predicted model, not a curated record. NCBI's taxonomy places the organism in Eukaryota, Fungi, Ascomycota, Sordariomycetes, Hypocreales, Nectriaceae.
AUGAGUUCGUGCCUGGUCCAUCUUUUUUGUCAGACCGACCUUUUUUCGUUUCUAGAACGUCGAAGCGUAGCCUGCAACUUCCCCGGAACUUUACGUCUUCAUUCGUCUCAAAACGUCUCGAAUCUUUGCCUUCUGGUCAACCCGCACUGCACCCCAGAGAUCAGUGUCUUUUGUAUGGGGCUUUUGGUUGCAGAGGCUGUUUAA